AUGAACUUUUAUCUUGUGCUUAUACUAGCAGCUAUAAUAGCUGGGGCGUUUUCAAAUGAGAAGAAUAGACAAAAUUAUAGUAGAAUAAUAAAAAAAAGAAAUAGUGAAAAUAGGAUGAUAAAACUAGUAUUAUUUUUAUAUAGAAAUACUGUACAUAAAAAAAAAAAAAAAAAAUUUAAAAAUUGGAACAGUAAAGAGAAUAAUAUAUGUUCCUAUAUAUACACGGUUAAAAAUCCAUUAAGGUGCAAAGUAGUAGAUAAGGUAAAACUAGUGAGAAAAAAUGCUUUACAUGAUGUUUAUAAUCUCGAAAUUAAUCAUAAUGGAAUGUUACAGUAUAUAGAAGGUCAGUCAUGCGGAAUAAUACCAUAUUACAACCAAUUAGAUGAGUUAAAAGAUAAAAUUUUAAAUGAACAAAAUUGUAAUGAUAGUAGUGUGAAUGGACAAAAUUGCAGUGAUAAUAAUGUACAUGCAAACACUAAGGAAGGGGGGAACAUAAAACGAAAGAAUUGCGCAAGAUUGUAUUCAAUAUCUUCUAGUAAUUCACAGAAUUUAUCUGUAGCUAUAAGGAUUCAUAAAUAUGUGGAUGAAACGGAUGGAAUAAAACAAUUAAAAUAUGGUUACUGCUCAGAGUUUAUAGAAAACAUAAAAAAGAAUGAUAAUAUUUAUUUAACUGGACCACAUGGAAAUUUUAAUUUACCAAAUGAUGUUGUUGAAAAAAAUGUUAACUUAAUUUUAGUGGCAACUGGAACUGGUAUUUCUCCAUAUAUUUCUUUUUUAAAAAAAAUAUUAGGCUGCGAAAAUACUAAUAUGAAUAAGAGCUCAAAUUAUAAUGGUCUUAUAUAUUUAUUUUAUGGGGUAUAUAAUGAAGACUCUAUUUUAUAUAUAAGUGAACUGGAACAUUUUAAAAAAGUGUAUCCACAUAAUUUACAUAUUACUUACAUUUUUUCUGUAAAUAAAAAUAAGGAUGGAUGUUCUUUUCAUGUUCAAGAUGAAAUAUUUAAAAGGAAAGAAGAGUUUUUGCAUCUUUUUAACUAUUACAAAUGUGAGCUAUAUAUAUGUGGACACAAAUCCAUAAAAAAUAAAAUUUUAGAUAUUUUGAAAAAUGAUCAGGAGUUGGACAGGGAAAAGAGGAAAAGGAUACAUGUGGAAGUUUAUUAA
Molecule: messenger RNA, 1158 nt
Organism: Plasmodium malariae
Lineage: Eukaryota; Apicomplexa; Aconoidasida; Haemosporida; Plasmodiidae
Product: ferredoxin--NADP reductase, putative
Exons: 1
Coding region: 1-1158 (385 amino acids)
Molecular function (GO): oxidoreductase activity
Source: RefSeq, a predicted model, not a curated record